Molecule: messenger RNA, 1680 nt
Organism: Rosa chinensis
Lineage: Eukaryota; Viridiplantae; Streptophyta; Magnoliopsida; Rosales; Rosaceae
Exons: 2
Coding region: 292-1392 (366 amino acids)
Source: RefSeq, a predicted model, not a curated record
CCUCCUUUCUUCAUUCACCGACUUCUUGGCUCUCUCACAGUCACUGCUUCUUCUCCCUGACUAGUUUGAUUCUAAUGCCUUAAAACCUAAACCUGACCCCAAAGCUUCGAUCUUUACCCAUAUCAUCGUCCUCCGGAUCCAGGCGCAAGAUGGGUCAUUCUUGUUUAGUUGUAUAAGUAUUUUGCAGUUCUCAACGCUGUCUAUUUCUCUGUUCUCAUUUCUCAAUUCUCAACGCCUCCUUUGCAGCAAGGAUCCGAGUGUUUGUACAUUGCACUCUCUUUAAAGGUCACUAUGAGUCCAAGGAUUAAAGCUUCCUCCAAGGUGAGUAAGAAAAAUACCAUUGCGCGUACAGUUUGUCGGCGAUCACCUUCUGUCACCAAACGUGUUCGUAACCAAAAAGUUAAGUUGUGCUAUGAAACCAGCACUUUGAAACGUAACAUCAUCAGUGAGCGUCCUUUUGAACUAGAGGAUGUUGGUGAAGAUUUCACUAAUAUUAUUAACAAACGUCAGUGGAAUUCCCUGAUAGAUUAUAAUGAUCCACCAAAUGCCACUCUGGUCAAAGAAUUCUAUGCUCGUCUUGCUGAGGAUACUGGUACCGAUCAGGAUAAAGUUUAUGUCAGGAAAAAGUUGGUACCUUUUAACCCUGAGGUUAUUCGAUGUACUCUCAAUCUUCCUCCUUGUAGUUUACCCGACAGCUAUGCCACUUUCAAGAAAAUGAUUGACAGAAAGAAGCAGCACUUGCCUUCUGACCUUCGUGAUUCUGGGACCGGUCAUGGUGAAAUGCCAUCAUCAAACUAUGGAUGUCUGACAGAUCUCCAUAGGACCCUUGCUCAGCUCAGUAGAUCAUCUAUUUGGCCUUCUAGUCAAGUAUCAUGGCUUUCAAAUCGUUUGACCUGUUUAAUUUGGCUCAUCACUCAAGACGCAGUUGAAAUCCCCUUACAUGAAAUCAUUUAUGAUUGGAUCUGUAAAGCAGCCAAGAGCAAGAAGUCAUGUUUGGGCUUUCCUUGUCUUAUCACCAAAAUUGGUCAUGAUGCAGGAGUUUCUUUCCGAGUGCACGAUAAGUUUAUGAAGCUUCCGGAGCCUGUUGACAGUGUCAAUAAGGUCAAGAGUGAUGCUCAUAUAAAAUUUUCCAACUCAAAUCGUUCUUCAAGUAGUGCCCCUGUUGCCUCUUCUGGUCUGCAUGAUGAUGCUUCUUUAACUUCGAAUCCAAUGUUGUGCGACUUGCAGAGUUCAAUUAUCGCUGUGGAAAAGGGGAUAGCUUGCCUUAAGAAUGCUGUCUCUCAUGUUACUCAAGAUACCAUAGGUGACAAUAUUACUGGUUUGACUACCCGCAUGUCUGCUUUGAAAGCUGAGUUAAUUUCCAUUACUAACGCUUUCGCUCAUGGUUCUUGAGAUGUUGUUGAUGAUCAUAUGUAUUACCAAUAUUACUGUUUUGAAAGGGCUUGAAAGAAGUUUCCGUAAGACAGGGCUCGAGCUUUUGAAGUUUCCUCGUAAAAUGUCCAAGCAUUCCAACACAGAUGUUGCUACAGGUGGUUGUGGUUAUUUGGGCCGGAGCGAGAAAAGCUUAAAUUUUUUGGGGGCUCUUUUGGACACUUAAACGUUACUUUCUUUUGCAACGGGUGUACUUCGAAUUUGUGCCUUUUCUUAUAAUUGAUAUUCGAAUUUGAGACUUUUCUUAAA